Messenger RNA from Racocetra persica, 121 nucleotides. NCBI's taxonomy places the organism in Eukaryota, Fungi, Glomeromycota, Glomeromycetes, Diversisporales, Gigasporaceae. The record is from the annotation of a GenBank genome assembly.
UUACACGGCCAAGUCGCUCAAGCCCAUGACUCAAGUCCGACUCAAGCCCGUGACUCAAGCCCAACUCAAGCCCGUGACUCUAGUCCGAUUCAAGCCCGACUCAAGCCCGUGACUCAAUUCC